Molecule: messenger RNA, 2550 nt
Organism: Ictalurus punctatus (channel catfish)
Lineage: Eukaryota; Metazoa; Chordata; Actinopteri; Siluriformes; Ictaluridae
Gene: nap1l4a
Product: nucleosome assembly protein 1-like 4a
Exons: 14
Coding region: 107-1195 (362 amino acids)
Biological process (GO): nucleosome assembly
Cellular component (GO): nucleus; chromatin
Molecular function (GO): chromatin binding; histone binding
Source: RefSeq, a predicted model, not a curated record
CGUUCCUCCAAUGAGAGUCGGGGAUGUUGUGAAGCCAAUUUUUGCACCUUCUCAGUUUGUUAAGAGCGUGAGGACGGCCUGAAGCCUGAGCUAAAGGGCAUCUGUGAUGGAGGCGCGAAAAAAUGAAAAGAAUGACGCCAGAGGUAAGGGAGGAAACAAAGGCUCACAGGGUGACAGACCAGAAAUCAUCUCUCAAGUAGAAAGGAUACCGAAUGUCAGUGCCCUGCCCAAAGCAGUGAAGAGGAGAGUGUACGCUCUGAAGAGACUGCAGGUCCAGAGCGCUCAUAUAGAGGCCAAGUUCUAUGAGGAAGUCCAUGAGUUGGAGAGAAAGUAUGCUGGUCUCUACCAGCCCAUCUUUAACAAGAGACGGGCAGUGGUGUCUGGAGCAGUGGAGCCAACAGAUGAUGAAUGCGAGUGGCAGAGUGAAGGAGAGGAGGAAGAGCUGUCUGAGGAUAUGAAGAAGGCUGCUCUGGAAGAGAAGAAAGAAGAUUCAGCCACUGCUGAGGACCCUAAAGGCAUCCCAGAGUUCUGGCUGACUAUCUUCAAACAUGUGGACAUGCUGGGGGAAAUGUUACAGGAGCAUGACGAGCCCAUCCUGAAACACUUGCAGGACAUCACAGUGAAAUUCUCUGCGCCAGGAGAGCCAAUGAGCUUCACUUUGGAGUUCCAUUUCGAGCCCAACAGCUACUUCAGCAAUACCAUCCUCACUAAAACGUACAAGAUGAAAUCGGAGCCAGAUUCAGCAGACCCUUUCUCAUUUGAGGGGCCAGAGAUAGUGGACUGUGAGGGCUGCAAGAUAGACUGGCAGAAAGGCAAGGACGUAACUGUGAAAACUAUUAAGAAAAAGCAGAAGCACAAAGGUAGAGGAACAGUGAGGACCAUCACCAAGGAAGUGGCACAGGAUUCCUUCUUUAAUUUUUUUAACCCUGUCAAAGCGUCUCCAGAUGGAAUGGAUGAGGACCUGGACUUCACUCUUGCCACAGACUUUGAGAUAGGUCAUUUUUUCAGAGAGCGUAUCAUCCCCAGAGCUGUGCUGUAUUUCACAGGAGAGGCUUUGGAAGAUGAUGAAAGUUUUGAAGAGGAGGAUGUUGAAGAAGGCGAUGAGGAGGACCUUGAUGAGGAGGGUGAAGAGGAAGAUGAAGGCGAUAUUGACCCCACAAAACAGCCUCAGCCAGCGGAGUGUAAUCAGCAGUAAGAAGAGGGAGAGCCCUGGAGUGAUCUCGUCCCCUGCUGGACCUGCCAUAUACUCUCCAAACAAUGCAAUAGAAAUCCAAACACCAUGUAGGAAAUGCAUGAUCAUUUAUGUUUACGUCUCACAGGGGUUACCUCCGUAUUCAAAAUAGAGCAUUCAAAAAAAAAAACGUGACUACAUAUAACAGUUCUGCACUUCACCCUUUUUGAUCUAAGGCCUCUUUUGUAAGCUCUUAUGUAUUUGAUUGGAAGUUUUGCGCAAAGCGGUUAUAAUUAUUUGUGCGUGUGUGUGGGUUUUUGUUUGUUUUUUUUUCUUCCCCCUAGUAUAUUUCUUUUCUCAGUUCCUUGUCACUGUUCCAUGGUUGGUGACAUUGCAGAAUCCUGAAUAAUACCCCUGACUGUUUUCACACUGUAGGUCACUUGGGGUUUUUGUUUGUUUUUUUGUUUGUCCUUUCUUUACACACCAAUACAAUAGUUACUGUCAAGCAUGAAACUGCUGUUAGGUAACUUGAAACCGUUCUCUCUGUUACAGCACAGUUAAUUCAGUAUUAAUUUUAUUAAUCUCCAUGUCUAGACUCAUGUAGCUGGAUGAAAUGUAACUGAAAGCAGCUAGGAUUUGCCUUCAUGGCUGGGAUCAAUGUCAACAGAGCAAUCUCCUGCAUUGGAGCUGCAUUAAUACCUGAGGGUACUAAUAAUCAGUUUUUAAAUCCUUCUUAACACUGAUUUCUGUUGAUCUUAGUCCUGCUAACUAGAACAAGUGUCACUCGUGCGCCGACUCUUCUACCAUUAGUCUGAUUUUUUCAGUGUAUGUGGCCAAUGGUUUUUUUUUUUGUUUGUUUGUUUUUUCUCCUUAAUAAUUUCUGAUUUAGCACUGUUUAUUCUUUUAUAUUUGCUUUAAACAUAAGACUAAAGGUUGCCAAUGCAUAGUAUUUGCUACUCAGAGUGAUGGGAUUUGUAACAUUUUCUUAAUUUUGUUUGAUCAGGAUCUUGGGUGAAAAGGAGCAGGUGUAUGUUAGCCUCAUGGCUUUCUUUUGCACAUCGUACCAUGUUAGACCUCACAAAAAAAAAGUUGAGGAAAAUACAAAGUGCUGAUCACUCGUGUUGGGUAAGACCGGUGUUAAACAAGAAGCACUUUGUUCUGGAUUUUCAACCAGGUUUUCUUUUGUUCUGUGAUCAUAACAUUCAUGCAUAGAAUCCUUUUUUUUUUUUUAAGUAGCUCUUGCUUGAGAAAGGGCUACUUAACUGUAUGCUAGCAAUGGCCUUAUUGGGAUUGUCUUGGGUUUUAAUGCAAUAUUGUUUUCGAUUUGUAUAAAAUAGUCAAGAGUAUUCUAUUAAACAUUGUGUAAUGUCAUACUAGCA